AUGAGCAGCUAUAAAAUCAUAUAAAACUCUACAUCCAGAGAUAGUUAUCCUAACAUGAUAAAUUUAAAAAACAAAAAGUCUUCUUCAAUAUCUCCUGAACCCAUAGCUGAUUCAAAAAAUUUCAAAUAGUUUAAUGAAGAUAAAAGUUUUUCUGAUUAGAAACUCAAUAACAAUAAUCAUCAUAUGCAUAAUCCUAAAAAUUAAAUAAAAAUUAAAAAAGAGUAUAGCGAAAGUAUAGAAUAAGCCGAAUUUCCAUCAAAAAAAAGCUAGAAUUCAAUUAAUUUUCCAAAGAAAGCCACAACACAGACAUCAGAUAGAAAUAGCUGUCAUAAUUAAGAAAAAUUUAAUGGAAAACUAUUAAGCGGAUCAUUUUAAUACAAUAAAAAUCAGAUCGAUGGAUAAAUAAAUAAAUUUUAAAUGCAUUUAGAUACAUAAUCUUUAAGUUAAUACAGCUUUCUUUAACAAUAAUCCAUACUCCUUCCAACUUUUUAAUCUAAUAAAUUGAGCAAGAAACCUGUUUAUCAAAGUCAUAUAAUGAUUUCAUCUCCAUAAAGCUAUCCUUCGAUUAUAUUGCAAAAUGAAAUAAGUACUUUGAAGGAAGUCAAUAACCCAAACUAAUCAGAAAAUUAAGAUUAGUUGCGUAUAAACUCUUAUAAUUAAAAGAGUAGCUCUAGUAUAAGGUCCAUCUUUAGCAACCCAACUUAAUAAUAAUAAUAAUUAAAUACUUCUACUUAGCAAAUAGAAAUAAAUAAAUAAAAGUAAAUGAGAUUAUUUCAGAUACUUUCAACUUAAUGCAAAAAUAAAAAUUUCCUUUUGCCUUCAUACAGUCAAAAUAGGCUUAUGAGUGAGACUAAUAAAAAUAAUUUUCAAGAAAAUAGUUUUUAAAAAAAUCUAAGAACUUAAAAUUAACCAGGAAACAGUGGAUUUCUAUAAACCUGUAGCACUUAAUUCUCAUCAAAUCAAAUUUAACAAAAAUCAAAUGAUAAAUUAGAAAGUGUAAAGAUGAGAUUAUUUACUUAACUUGAAAAUGAGAAGCAAAAAACUUAAAGAAAUAGCUAGAAUUCUUAAAGCUCAAGACCUAUGAAAAAAGAAAAUUCAGGCUCUACAAAAUUUUUGAAAACCUCCCUUUAACUACCUGAUAUAGCUAAGAAUGAUGAACUAUUAUCUAGCUAAACAGACAAUUUUAACUCAUUUAAACAUUCAAGAAGUUGUAAAAGUAGCAUAAGAGAAGAUUUAAAAUCUGCAAGCAAUAGCUUUCAUUCAAGCUAAUUCAUUGAAAUCAAAAACGCAGAUAAUAAAAUUCAGCAAUAAUAAAAUUCCUUAAUUAGCUAAAAUCAUUUUUUUUCAAUAGUAAAUCAUUAUGAUGAAAAAAAAUACAAUUUAGAUAGAUUUAAAAUAUCUAAAAUUAUUUAAAAACCCAAUUAAAUUAAGAAUAUAAUAAACAAAUAGCAAGUUGAAUGUGAAAUAAUUAGGCCAUUAAGCUUAGAUAAAAAUAGGAAUUAUUUAAGUCAAUCAACAAAAAAGAUAGCUGAAAAUAAUGAACUUAUUUUGUCAAAUAAUUAAACAUCUUUAUCACCUGAAAUAAAAUAAAGAUCUGCUACUUUGUAUCCUUUUAUGCCUAUAGACUAUACAAAAGUAGAAAAUAGUAGCGAUAAUACAUAAUAAAACAAUGAUACCCUUUGCCUAAAAGGAAUGAGCAAAGUUUUAACAGCCUCAAAUACAUUCAUUAAAUUAAAAGAAAAAAGGAUAUUUGAAGCUGAUACAAGUAUCAACCUUAAAGAAUUUAAAAAUUAUAGACUAAGUUUACUAAACUCUAAAAUUCAAGAAAAAAUAUAUGAUUUAUUCAUAAAUAAAAUAGGAGGAAUAGACUACAUUUAGCAAUCUGUGAUAUUUAAAUUUUGUGAUUAUCUUAAUGAAAAUGUUGAUUUAUAGCAAAAUAUUUCUUUUGACUUUAACAAUAUCAAUUUUUUGGUCUUUCUUAUACAUGCCUUGGGAGUUAAAUUGAAUAUUCCAAAAAUUUAACUUUAAAAUAACCUAAAAGAGCUCGGAAUAAAUUUUAGUAAGAUGAGCUAUUUUAAAUAAAUUAUGGGAAAUUAUAUUUUUGAAGACCAUAAGCUAUUAAGUAAAACGUUUGAGACAGAGUUUUUCAGAAAAAUAUCUCGUUGUGAAAAUUAUUUCAUGAAUUAUAGUUUGUUGGAAUAAAUAGGAGGUGAAGAUGUUUUAAAAAAAAUAGUCAAGAUGUUUCACAUAAACAUGAUAAAAGAAAGUCCUAAAUAUUAACAACUCAAUUUAAAAGUACAACAAGUUUAUAAAGGUUUUCUUUUUUUAAUUGUAAGAGAAGAUUUUCUUUCUAUGACCUUCGAUUAUUUAAACAAUCUUUAAAAUUAAAAUGCAUUCACCCACUAAGAUUUUUACCAAGCAAAAAAGUUGAUUUAAAAAUGUUUUGAAUGUUAUGGAGUUAUAGCAAAACCGCUCUUCCAUGUCUUGGAAAUCAUAGAUUCAGUCAGACAUUUAAUAACAGAUGGUUAUGGAAAAUUUUCUAAAGAUUAAAAUGAUUUAGAUAAAGACGUAUAAGAAAUAUCAUCUGACAUUUAUUAGCAAUUAACAAAAUUAAAAGAAGUAGAAGAAGAAUCAAUUGAAGAUAAAAAGGAUAUGACUUAAGAAAAUAUACAAAGCAUUAUAAAUUUUCUUCUAAGGCCUUAUUCAUAUCCUUAUUAUAAAUAUUUAUAAUUUCCCUAUAACAAAAGCAACAAAUCAUUAACAAACAAAAAAUAUAAAAAGACUGUUUAAAACUUGAUUCUAAGUAGAGUUUUUCCACAUAUCGCAAAUUUUAUUCAAGAAUAUUUUCAUAACUCAAAUCCAAAAAAUAUAAAUUCUAUUCAUUGUGCUUCUAAUACUUAGAAAAAGCUGUCUAGUAAGAUAGACCCUUUCUUAAUUAUAGAUAUUAAACUUAAACUUCAGCUUCUUGUUUACAACGUAAAAUAUAACCUUUAAGAAGAUAACUAUCAAGUUUAUUAAGUUCUCUUAGAAAUGUCACCAAAAAUGUUUUUAUAUUCUAUUGAAGAAUUUUUUGCAAUAAAUUCUAAAAUAAAGGAUGAUAUCUAAGGUAAUUUAUAAGAACAAACAUUUAAAUUUAUAUACUAAAGUUUGUUUAGAUUCUGUCUAAACUAAUUCAUUGAUGACUUUCCUCUAAGAGUAUCUGCUUAUGAUAUCUUUGAAAUGAUAAAGGAAUUUAAAUUAACUUUUAAAUGUGUAGAAAAUAUGUUAAAAAUUUUAUGGAAAAUCCUUUAAUUUAAUAGCAUUCCUGAUUUCAUAAUAGAAAUUCUAUACAAAUAAUAUGUUGCAAUCAAAGAAUUCUUGAAAUUUUGUUGUAACAGCUAAACUCAGCUGAAAAUAAAUUAAUAGUGA
Messenger RNA from Tetrahymena thermophila SB210, 3408 nucleotides. RefSeq lists its product as hypothetical. NCBI's taxonomy places the organism in Eukaryota, Ciliophora, Oligohymenophorea, Hymenostomatida, Tetrahymenidae. The transcript has 4 exons. The record is from RefSeq and is a predicted model, not a curated record.